AUGAGCUACGGACUCGAUGCUUCCGCGAAGUCGAAUGAGCGUGGCGCCAAGCGCGCAUUCUCCACAUCUCCGACGCUCACGACGUCCUCCGACGGUGAGGCGUCCGAGCGCGACGCGCUGAUGGGCUCGGACGUCUUGCUUGUGGGAGCCGCGAACCACAGCGGAACUCACAAGAUUUCGCACCGCCGCCACUCAACCUUCGACUGGUUUUUGGGUGUGACGUUUCUCGUGAUUGUGGCGCUCAUCUGGACCUUCGCCAGCGUUUUGGUGCAGUAUAUUUUCCAUAAUUUGAGCUUCCAAGGCCCGUUCUUCCUCACGUACGUGGGUAUCUCGCUCUUCUCAGUCAAUUUACCGCUCUGGUACACGUCGCAAGUGCUCUUCCCAAAGCUCAAGGCCUGGCUUCGAGGCCUACCCACAAAUGGCAAGCUGAGCCACGGCGAACUACUCCGUCGCUCGGGCGUGCAGGCCAGUUACAGCCAGAUCUUCCGCAUCAGCGCCAUCAUCUCGCCACUCUGGUUCCUUGCCAACUUCACGUACAACGAGAGUCUUAAUCUCACCAGCGUGUCUAGCAGUACCAUCGUAAGCUCCACAUCCACGGUGUUUACGUUUCUAUUGAGCGUUGUGGCACUUAAGGAACCUUUUGUAUGGAUGAAACUGGCGGGUGUCAUCCUCUGCAUGGCCGGCAACAUCUCGACGAUCUUCAACGAUGAAGGAGCCGAUGGCGGCACCGAUCACGUGUUUGGAGACCUGGUGGCACUUUUUGCGGCCUUCAUGUAUGGCGUGUACACCACGACGAUCCGCCGCCUGAUCCCGGACGAAGAGAGCGUGAGCAUCUCGCUGUUUUUUGGGUUUAUCGGCGCUAUCAACAUGGUGUGUCUGCUGCCAAUCGUGCUGGCCUUCCACUACUCAGGCAUUGAGUCACUAAGCGGGUUAUCAUUGGAAAUUCUGGUCCUCAUCGGCUUAAAGGGGCUAUUCGACAACGUGUUGUCGGACUACCUCUGGGCGCGUGCAGUGCUGCUAACGUCGCCCACGGUGGCUACAGUCGGUCUGUCGUUGACGGUCCCGCUGGCCAUCGUGGCCGAUUUUUGGUUCCACGGUAUGCGGCCCACAAACGUAACGCUUUUUGCCUCUGCACUCGUUAUCUCUGGCUUCGUGCUGAUCAACGUCGGCACCAAGCAGAACCGGCAUGAGUACCAUCCGCAACGCUCUACGGACCGCUCGGAUAUCGCUCAUGAUUCCCGCCCACGCAGCAACAGUGCCGGUGGACUUGGUGUAUAA
Phytophthora infestans T30-4 is the source of this 1278-nucleotide messenger RNA. RefSeq names its product Drug/Metabolite Transporter (DMT) Superfamily. Gene Ontology annotation, biological process: regulation of peptide transport. Lineage: Eukaryota; Oomycota; Peronosporomycetes; Peronosporales; Peronosporaceae. Gene Ontology annotation, cellular component: membrane. The coding region runs from base 1 to 1278 and encodes 425 amino acids. The transcript has a single exon. The record is from RefSeq and is a predicted model, not a curated record.